AUGUCCAGCGCCGCUGUCGCCAAGAGAGGCUCGCCUCGAAUUGGGCGUCCGGGGUCGCGGACGGACUCCCCACUCGAUGCUAAUAACCCUCUACUGAAGACUGAAGGCUCCCAGGAAGCAAAUAGGAAAGAAUCAAAAGUUGUCACCGAUGCAGACGUGACACAAUCCAUCUCUGCUCCUCGCCGUCCCGGCCAAUCCGAGUCUGAAACAGAUUACUUUUCCGCUGUCCAUAAUACCAACCACUUUUCCUUUGAACCCAACCCGUUCGACCAAUCUUUCGGGAACCCUUCUGCGGAAACUCCAGGCAAAUCUCUCCUGCCACCGGUUGCGGCUCUUACCUCCCCUUCCCUACCCGGCACAACGACUGCAGGCGGGUUUACUUGGCCCAAUUCUCUGAGAGCAGGGCCGUUGAGCCCGGCGAUGCUCACUGGCCCAUCGGGGUCUGCCGACUUUCUCGAUAGUAUUGGCCGAGGCUUUCCCACCCCGAAUGAGUCCUCUCUCCGUACGGGGCUCACCCCCGGCGGUGGAGGUUCCAUGUUCCCAGCACCAAGUCCUGGUGCAACGUCUAUGCUUCAGCAACUUCAAAGUGGUGGCGCUACACCUUCGACUUUAGAAUUUCAUCGCACCGCCAUCAACGCAGCAAGGAAAAAUGGUGCUGGUGCACCCACAUCGAACCCACAAGAUCCAGAAAUCCUUCAACAAGCAGCAAACAUGGAAAUUACGAAAUCUGGUCCACAACUCGACCCAUUUACUCACCCUGACGCCACAGAUGCUGCCAACGGUCUUUAUAUGCUAGCUAAAGGGGGUCAAGCCGACAGUAUGCAAUAUCCUCAAGCAGGAUCUCAAGCAGCAUCUGAAGCUCGGGAUGCCUACUCCAGAAAUAACACCCCCCUUAACGGUUCCUUUAUUGCUCGAAACGGCGAUGUCACAGACCCACACCUCAAUGGAAAUAUGUCCGAUGGGACUGUCGACCACGCCAAACCUAAUGGUCGUAGCAAAGGGAAGAAGUCUACCGCUAAGGCUUCAAAUACCGCGAAUGGACGAAGAAGAGCUGAGGAGACAAAAGGAGGCUCGAACAAGAAAGCCAAAGGUGCUAAUGGAGUGGCAAUUGAUAGAGGCAACGAGGACGAGGACAAGAUGUCUCAGAACGAAGGUGGUACUGGUCAUUCUAAGAAAAUGACUGAUGACGAGAAACGCAAGAACUUCCUAGAGCGUAAUCGUGUUGCCGCUCUAAAGUGCCGUCAAAGAAAGAAGCAAUGGCUCGCAAACUUGCAAAGCAAGGUUGAAAUGUUUGCACAGGAAAAUGAUAGCCUUUCUACAACUGUCACCAAACUGCGGGAAGAGAUUGUCAGCCUCAAGUCGCUACUAUUAGCCCACAAGGAUUGCCCCGUUUCUCAAGCCCAAGGGUUGAAUGCCGGCCUUUUGAUGAAUGGCCUUACUGCUGGAGACUUUAUGCAACCACCCCCCCAUCCUUAUGGUAUCCCGAUGCCCCACGGAGCGCCUAUCCCAGCUCAAAAUAUGGCUCGAAGAUAG
This is a messenger RNA of Uncinocarpus reesii 1704, 1533 nucleotides long. RefSeq names its product AtfA protein. Bases 1 to 1533 code for a protein of 510 amino acids. Gene Ontology annotation, biological process: regulation of transcription by RNA polymerase II. The transcript has 3 exons. Lineage: Eukaryota; Fungi; Ascomycota; Eurotiomycetes; Onygenales; Onygenaceae. The record is from RefSeq and is a predicted model, not a curated record. Gene Ontology annotation, molecular function: RNA polymerase II cis-regulatory region sequence-specific DNA binding; DNA-binding transcription factor activity, RNA polymerase II-specific.